Cannabis sativa is the source of this 453-nucleotide messenger RNA. Its product is annotated as bidirectional sugar transporter SWEET5-like. The record is from RefSeq and is a predicted model, not a curated record. The transcript is spliced from 6 exons. NCBI's taxonomy places the organism in Eukaryota, Viridiplantae, Streptophyta, Magnoliopsida, Rosales, Cannabaceae. Bases 1 to 453 code for a protein of 150 amino acids. Gene Ontology annotation, cellular component: membrane. Gene Ontology annotation, molecular function: sugar transmembrane transporter activity. Gene Ontology annotation, biological process: carbohydrate transport.
AUGUAUGCUGCUCCAUUGGAUGUUAUGAAAUUAGUAAUUACUACUAAGAGUGUGGAGUCUAUGCCAUUUUUCUUAUCAUUUGCUUCAUUGUUGAAUGGAAGUAUUUUGGUUGUGACUAUAAAUGGGUCUGGUCUUAAAUUAGUAAUUACUACUAAGAGUAUGGAGUUUAUGCCAUUUUUCUUAUCAUUUGCUUCAUUGUUGAAUGAUAAGAAGAAAAGGAUUAAAGUUGUUCUUGCUGAGCUUGUUUUCAUUUCUAUUCUCACUCUUUUGACUUUGACUUUGACACAUUCUCACAAGAAAAGAUCAACCAUUGUUGGUACCAUUUGUAUACUCUUUAAUAUAAUGAUUUAUGCUGUUCCAUUAGCUGUUAUGAAAUUGGUAAUUACUACUAAGAGUGUCGAGUUUAUGCCAUUUUUCUUAUCAUUUGCUUCAUUGUUGAAUAGUAUUACUUGA